This is a messenger RNA of Thelazia callipaeda (thelaziosis nematode), 1875 nucleotides long. Lineage: Eukaryota; Metazoa; Nematoda; Chromadorea; Rhabditida; Thelaziidae. The record is from the annotation of a GenBank genome assembly.
AUGACAAGUGACAGAGAACUGCAACGGGAAUAUCCUUUGCAUUGGGCAGUUUUCCAAAAUGACUACGGAAACUUAAUGGAAUUAUUGAAGGAAACACAGACGGAUGACUUUCUCAACAAACUGGAUGUUAGAGGUCGCACACCCUUGAUGUUAGCAGUUACUCUUGGCCAUAAUGAAUGUGCUCGAGCACUGCUAGAAAAAGGAGCCAGUGCUACUAUACAGAAUGCAGAUAUGUGGUCUCCAAGUCAUGAAGCUAUUUGUACCGGCAAUAGUGAUCUUCUGCAACUAAUCAUUCAAUAUCGAGACUACCAGCGAGCUGUACAUGCAAGAACUGCAAUGGAACGCUUGCUGUCUUUGCUAAAGGAAACAGGCGACUUUUACGCUGAAAUGAGUUGGGAAUUUACUAGUUGGUUACCAUUUGUGAGCAAAAUGUCUCCUUCUGACACUUAUAAGAUUUAUAAACGGGGUUCUAAUGUCCGCAUUGAUACAACGUUGGUUGGUUUCAAUACAUCCUCUGUUUGGGAACGAGGCAAUCAGUCAUUUAUAUUUCGUUUCUCUGAAAUUAAUCAACCACAGUUUAUUGUUCUAGAUCAUUGCUUAAGAACGGUAACCGUUCAUACUAUGGGUUCACAGUCUACUAAUGAUGUUAGUGAUUUUGUUCCAACAGAAGAAGCUAUUCAAUCUCGAAUGACGUCGCCAGUGGAAACCACUUUUGUUGAUGUUGAAAAAAUUGGAUUUGAAAGAUCGAAAGGUGGUGGUCUUCUGUCGUGGUUGACUUCAUCAGACCGAACUGAAGAAGUCGAUGGCUAUGAGUGUAAAGUUUUCAAUGCAAGCAAUGUUGAAAUAGUCACAAAAACUCGGACAGAACAUUUGCUUGAAGAAGAUAAAGAAAGGCUAGUUUCGAAGUUAGUCAUAUGUAGAUUUCGACGUGAAGAGCGUGAAAAUCCAUUGCAAAGGGUUUUGAAGUUGGUGGAGAAAUACCAGGAAUGCACUGAUGAAAUAAAACAAACAGGACAAGAUGUUUAUUGUGGAUUAACACCACAACAGUAUUUAGAUAAAAAUUAUUCGAUGAACAAUCGGGAUAUCGGACGAUCAAAACAGGUUUCGAAAAAGUUCAACUCAUUCAGUGCUACCUUGUGGCUUUGUGAACGUUAUCCUCUUAAUUUACAGGAUCAAGUGUUACCAAUAAUUGAUCUGAUGGCUGUGAGUAAUACUCACUUUGCUCGUUUGAAAAACUUUAUCCAGCUGCAAUUGCCAACUGGUUUUCCUGUAAAAAUUGAAAUUCCACUGUUCCAUGUUGUCAGUGCGCGAAUCACAUUUUCAGCCAUUAAUCGACCAGGACCUUAUGUAUUUUAUAACGCUUCGUCAAAUGAGAUAGAAGUUGAUCUAGCGGCAUUCGAAAUUCCGCUGCAUUACCGUUUGUUAGGCAACGAUGAUUGUGGUUUGUAUAUAAAUGGAAAUACAUCUGUUCAUGAAACAAGAUCUCAUGGCAGCACUUUAACUAGAUACAUUCCGGAAGAUGAACUCUAUCUACAGUUUGCAUUGGAGCAAAGUAUGAAGGAGGCAACAGGCUUUCCUUCAAGUGAUGACACUGACGUUAUGGCAUCUGCCAAUAGCAAUGUCGACAUGCAUGGAGAUCGAGAUCUAGCUUAUGCAAUAAGAGAAAGCUUGCGAACUCUAGAGAUGGAACAAGUGAUGAGAGUAGGUUUUUCGGCAACCAGUAACGCAGUAUCUUCGAAUUACAAUGACUUGGAUGAUGAUCUUCAACUUGCUUUACGUUUGUCUGAAAAAGAAGAAGAGGAAAGGCUUAAAGCUAAUAAAAAGCAAGAAGAAGAACUGGAACGCAUUUUAAAAUUGUCUUUGACUGACAAGUGA